Messenger RNA from Danaus chrysippus (African queen), 279 nucleotides. The record is from the annotation of a GenBank genome assembly. Lineage: Eukaryota; Metazoa; Arthropoda; Insecta; Lepidoptera; Nymphalidae.
AUGAACGAACGGAAACGUGUCCAAUUAGAAGGAGGCGGCGGAGUCCCCCGCGCUAUAACGAGAUUAGCGACCUCGAGCGAGCUAGGUGUGGCGGCGCGGAGCGGACACCUCGCGCGACGAAAAAACAAGGCCCGCGGCGCCGCCCGGCCCCCGAGACUCCUAGUCCCCUUGUCCCCGCAGCCCCUCGGCCGCCCUGCCAGCCGGGGGCGGGACUAUCCGCGCCAUUGGCCGCGGCGGGAGGGGUGUCGGAGCCGGCGCCGCAGCCGGCCAGUCGUUUGA